Batrachochytrium dendrobatidis JAM81 is the source of this 738-nucleotide messenger RNA. RefSeq lists its product as uncharacterized. The coding region runs from base 1 to 738 and encodes 245 amino acids. Lineage: Eukaryota; Fungi; Chytridiomycota; Chytridiomycetes; Rhizophydiales. The record is from RefSeq and is a predicted model, not a curated record. The transcript is spliced from 4 exons.
AUGACUGACGAAGCUGUUGAAACAAGUGACACUCCAGUUUGGGUGACACUAGAAGAUGUUCUUUUUGCAAGUGUAUUGGUUGCCAUGCGCAAUGCAAUUCAGCAUUCGCAUCCUCCUGAAUCGGAAGAGAGUACGAUCAAUGCAGUGAGACAGAUUGCAGCAUCAUCACUUCCAGCCGAGUUUCGACAGAGUUUACGUGGACUCAGUGUCGCCAAUCAUGUCUCACACCAGUCCUGUCAAAUGGACAGUAGUUAUAAUUCAAUGGAGCAGCAGCUUCUUGAAGCCAGACUAGAAAUUAAGCUUUUGAGAGCACAUCCCAAAAACGACAAAACAUAUGGCACAAGUAGGAGAGGAAAAUAUCCACCAAGUCGCAGAUUAAACAUGGCACAUACAGCACGCACUGUAAAAGUUGCAAAGACAUUUGGACUGUGCAAGUCAGAUUUGUUGCAUGUUCAUUUUAUCGACAUCUGUCUCAAGUUUGGAGCAUCUAUUACGACUUGUCAAGAAUUGAGCUGCAAUCGAUACGCUGUGCAACUAACCACUGCAGUUGUACGAGUUGUUCCACAGAUUAUUCUGUGUUUCCAUAGCCAUAUGACAUGGACACUUUUGAAACAUGAUGUAGUGACUGUUGAACAACACAGAGAGUGGCAUCAUACCACCGACUAUAUGUGUUAUAUGAUGCUAGAGCAGAUCAAGAUUGUAUCAUGUGAGUUGAAACCAGCAGUUGAAUUGAUUUGA